CGGUUUUUCGUAAGCAUGGCCGCUCUCGUUUGUGAAACGUGCAACCAGUAUUUAAGUUACGAUGAAUAUAAAAUGUAAGAAAUAUUCCCAACGACAUGUUUCUCUGUGGGAUUUUUAGGCUCCGUCUACAAGUGCUGAGCUUUUCAAGUGAUUAAUAUUUUAACCUAGACCUGCACAACGCAAUAUAGCUACAAUUUUGAGUAGCUAGUUAGGUAUUUUGGAUAGCUCGCUGGCAACCAAGGCAAGUCUCCAGAACGUGUCGUAUAGUUAGUCGAAAUCGUGUGUCUAUCUAAGAAGCCUUGUUAUUUUGUCAUAGGCGCAUGCCUGUAGAACAUUUGCUCACCAUGUCGUCCAGCCAGACUUUAUUUGUGCAGAAUUUGCCUGCCACUGCUACCAACGACCGUUUGGAAGAGAUAUUCUCUGAGAUAGGACCCGUAAAGCACUGUUUUGUCGUUAAUGAUAAAGAAUCUGGAAAAUGUCGAGGGAUUGGGUACGUCACCUUCCCUAUGGCAGAGGAUGCCCAACGAGCACUGAGCGAAAUCCGAGAUUACGAUGGAAAGAAGAUUCGCGUUUUAGUCGCGAAGAAAAAGAUCAUUGUCAAGAAAAAAAAGGCUUCAAAAGAAGAAGAAGAAGAAGCAGCAUCCCCCAAGAAGCCAGCCAAAGCUGACAAAAAACCUUUCAAAAAUAGCAAGAAGAAGGCUAGACUUAUUGUCAGAAAUCUCAGUUUCAAGUGUUCUGAAGAUGAUCUGAGGCAGUUUUUUGCAAAGUAUGGGACAGUCCUUGAAGCCAGCAUCCCUCUUAAACCAGAUGGGAAGAUGCGUGGGUUUGCCUUUGUCCAGUUCAAGAACAUAGUGGAAGCCAACAAGGCCCUGAGGGGCACCAACCUGAAGGAGAUCAAAGGGAGGCAAGUGGCUGUAGACUGGGCCAUCGCCAAAGACAAGUUUGUUGGAAAACAGCCAACCGCUGCAGCAGAGACUGUAAAACAAGAGGAAGAAGAAUCCGCAGCUGCCGGCGAAGGUGGUGAGGGUGAAGACAACAGCGAUGAUGAUGAUGACGAUGACGAUGAUGGGUCUGAAGAGGAAGAUGAUGAACCAGCUAAAAAAGCAACACAAAAGUCAACAGCUGUGCCAAAGAAAGCCCCAAAACACCAGUCUGAUGAGGAGGAGGAGGAUGGUGAGGAGGAGGAUGGUGAUGACAACGGAGAUGAUGAUGAUAAGAUGGAGGUAGAGGAGAAGGAUGGGUCUGAAUCUGAAAGCGCUGACAGUGAUGACCACAGUAGAGGCCAUUCAUCAGAAGAUGACUACGACGAUGACGACGAUGAUGAUGAUGAUGAUGACAGCUACAGUGACGAUGAUGAAGAUGCUCCCUCAAAGAAGAAGAAGCGAGUCCUGCCAUCUGACGUGAACGAGGGGAAAACGGUCUUCAUCAGGAAUCUGUCCUUUGACACGGAAGAAGACGGCCUAGAGAAAGCGCUGUUGACGUUUGGAGAGCUGAAUUACGUCCGGGUCGUUAUUCAUCCAGACACAGAGUCUUCUAAAGGUGUUGCUUUUGCUCAAUUCAAAAGCAAGGAGGCGGCAGACAAGUGCAUUGCAGCAGCCGAGGAAUCCUCUGCAAGUGGGGGACUCCGUGUGGAUGGCAGGCGGCUGAUCGUGGUUGCAGCCGUUAGCCGAGAGGAUGCCGUCAAGCUGAAGGACAAGAAGGUGAAGGUCGAGAUGGGCUCGAGAAACCUCUACCUGGCCAGAGAAGGCUUGAUUCGUGAAGGAACGAAAUCAGCAGAGGGUGUGCCUCCAACAGAUAUGGUCAAGAGGGCCCGAUUUGAGGACCUGAAGCGAGCAAAGCUGCGGGACAUCAGCAUAUUUGUGUCCAAGACACGGCUUUGUGUCCACAACCUGCCCAAGUCUGUGGACCAGAAACGGCUGCGAGGCCUCAGCCUCCAGGCAGCAGGAGGCAGCAGAGCAGUCAGGAUCACUGAGUGUCGUGUGAUGUACGACAGGAAGCCAGAGAAAGGGCAGAUGAUGGGCCAGUCGCUGGGCUACGGCUUUGUGGAAUUCCAGGAACACGACCAUGCCCUCAAGGCUCUGCGGCACCUCAACAACAACCCGGACAUCUUCGGCCCCAGCAAGAGACCCAUCGUGGAGUUCUCUCUGGAGGACCGGCGGAAGCUGAAAAUAAAGGAGAUGCGGAAACAGCAGACCCAUCAGCAAUUCAGGAAUAAGGCUGAAAGCCAAGGAGCAGGAGAUAUGGCAGCAGGAGGACGGGGAAAGCAGCAGCAGACACCUAAACAGCCCCAACAACAACAACAACAGAAACCCAAACAACAACAACAGCAACAGCAGCAGCAGCAGCAGAAACCCAAACAGCCCCAACAACAGCAGCAGCAGAAACCCAAACAGCCGCAACAACAACAUCAACAACAACAACAGCAGAAACCCAAACAGCCUCAGCAGCAGCAGAGUAACCCAGAAAAGAUGGAAGCAGUCGAGAGCACCAACAGCCAUCACUCCGGCUUCAAGACCACGCCUGAGGUGGAACAGGUGGAGCUUGCCGACGGCAAGAAGCGCCGCAAGGUUCUCCCACUGCCUUCCAAACGAGGCCCCAAGAUCAGGGCACGAGACAAAGGAAAGCGGCCGCCUGUCCAGCCCAAGACUGUGAAGAAGGGUCCAACCAGGAAAGAGCAGCUGGCUGUUCGCUGUCUAGAGAAAGUCAGACAGCCUAAGAAACAGAAUGCCAAGGCGGGCAAGAAGCAGUUGAGGAAUAGGGAGGAUGAUCGAUUCGACAGCCUGGUGCAACAGUACAAGAGGAAGUUAAUGGGCAAUAGUGCCAAAACCCCAGUCAUUAAGAAAAGCAAAUGGUUCAGCAGCUGAGUCGGUCUGUGUGAGUGUGUGUGUGUCUCUGUCUGUGUGUGUGUGUGUGAGAGAGAGUGUGUGAGAGAGAGAGUUGUUUUUUGAGGAUCAUCAGAGACACUCAUCUUCCUGUAAAUUGGAAUCAUUUACAGGGAAAAAUAAAACAAACUUUUUUGUAUUAGUAAUUCAA
This is a messenger RNA of Clupea harengus (Atlantic herring), 3033 nucleotides long. RefSeq names its product RNA binding motif protein 28 (gene rbm28). The record is from RefSeq and is a predicted model, not a curated record. NCBI's taxonomy places the organism in Eukaryota, Metazoa, Chordata, Actinopteri, Clupeiformes, Clupeidae. Gene Ontology annotation, molecular function: mRNA binding. Gene Ontology annotation, cellular component: nucleolus.